UGCUUUACUGACAGAACUGAUACGGGCUCAGCAGACAUGGAGGCCCGUUUUUGUGAAUGAGGCCCAGUCCAAAUCGGCUUGGCCGCGAUUACUCAAGCCCAGAGCAGAGAGAGAGUUCGGCGGCGUGGGAGAUACUGCCGAGCACCGACCGCUCAUUUGCAACAAAAACAACCGAGCGACCAUGUUGAUGGCUACGCAAUAAGAGGAUUUCAAUCCAAAUAAUGUGAACGCCGUUUUUGGACUUGCACAGAGCCCGAAAGAAGGAGAGAGAGGCCUGGACCGCUGGAAAAGGACCAAGCAGCAACCUCCGAACAAGGAUUGCUUUCCUAUCCCUGUUAACCCCCCUCCCCCUUUCCCUCCCCUUUUCCCUCCUCCCCAGCCCUCUGCCUCUCCCUAAAAACUGCACCUGGGGAGAGCGCCACCCCUGCUCCCCUCAAAUCUCUGAUGGAUCAGAGGACCCAGGGAGGGUCUGCCACUCCGCCCCCCCUCCCUCCCACAGCCCCUUCAGGGGAGCGAGAGAAGGAGGGAGGGGGUGGGAAGAAAGAAGAGGAGAAGAGAGAGAAGGAGCGAGAGCGGUCGCCCCCGGAGGCGGGUGGCGAGGGGGCCGGCGCCGCCGCUGACCAGCAGCAGUUCUCCGUCAAAGAGACCAACUACUCGGAGGGCAACGUCAAGCUCAAGAUCGGGCUCCAGGCCAAGCGCAUGAAGAAGCCGCCCAAGAUCCUGGAGAACUACGUCUGCCGGCCGGCCAUCCGGACCUCCCUGCGGCAGGGCCGGGGAGGUGGGCGGGGCAGCCGCGGGGGCGGGGCCGGGGGCUGCGGCGCGGGGGACGGCGGCACGCACACCCCCCCGCAGGACAGAGAAAGGGACCGGAGUGUGGCUCUGAACACCAACACGCACCAGCCCGCCGUUCCCCCUCCACCUGCCGCCGCCCCUCCUCCUCCCCCACCUCCUCCUCCUCCUCCUCCUCCUCCUCCCCCUCCCGCCACACCAACCCCUCUCAUCGCAAACCCUCCAGGAAAAAGGGGUCCCCCAAAACUAGCCCGCAAGUCAGAGGUGAAGUCAGACCCCUGUGCCGACAGGCCUUUAAAUCUUCACCACCUUUCAACAGAUGACAGACUGACUCAUUCAGAAAAGAAAAGCCCCUCUCCUCUAACCAACAGCUCUCCUUCAUCCACCCCAGCACCUUCCCCUCCCGCUCCCGCAGCACAGGACCCCAAGGAAGGGGGGGGGCCUGAUGGAGCCUCCAAACCCCCCCAGCCUGCUUACAUAGAGGGCCAGAGGGAGAGGGAGAAGGAGAGAAGUGUGUUAAACGGAGGGUCACCCACUGUCACAGAGAAACUGGCUCAGCUCAUUGCUAUCUGCCCGCCGUCAAAAUCCACCAAGGGCAAGGUUCGCAAAAACCCCUCUUCCACCGCCCCGUCAAAUGUGAACUCGACAGCCGCCACCACUGCCUCCAGUCCCCCAAGGCCGGACCCCCCCUCACUGAACAGAGCGACAGGCUCCUCCCCUUCAUCCAACUCUCAGCCGCACCCCCCUCCGACGCCCGUUUCCCGCCCCCCUGGUCGCCCCCCGGGACCUCGGCACAGAGACAGUAUUCUGGAGAAAUUCUCCGCCCCGCCCCGAAAAGAGGAAGGGGACAGGGACGGACGGGGGGGCAGCAGCAGUACCAGCAGCACUAUGAGCACUAAUGGCAAUAGCAACCCGGCAACCACCGCAAACGGCAGCGGUAACAACGGUAACGGUGUCAAGCAACAGCCUCUUUUCACCUAUCGCCCCGCGUCGUCAUCUUCAAGGUCACCGAUCUCCUCCUCUGAUGAGAGGGUAGGGGGUGUAUCAGAUGGUCGAUGGGGCCCUGCCUCUCUUAAUAACCUUUCCAGAGGUGGUCCCACCCAAACUCCUGAAAACAGUGACAGAGAGAGGGAGCAAGAAAGAGACAGUGCUAGGGACUUGGGCAAAUGCCCCCCUUCCUUAAGACAGGGAAGGCGAGAGGUUAACAGUAAACGGCCUGUGUCUCCUCCUGGGGGUGAGGGCAGGGGGAAGAGUUUGAGUCCCGCCAACAGCAGUCCGAGUUGCGAUCAGCGCGCUGCUAGGGCAACCACCCCCUCAGAAUCCACGAGACAGGCUUCCUUGCCCUCAGAACCCCCUGACACAAGUGCCCCGGCCCCUGUCCUGAACGUCACGCCCCCGGUAUUCUCCGGCUCACCCCUAGAGCAAGACUGCAAACCCCUCAAGAAACGCAAAGGUAGACGCCCGCGCUGGACUCGGGUGGUUAACCGGACGCAGAGGUCGGCUCACGCCUGUACUGCUGACGACAAGCUGCUGAAAUUGUGCAAACCUCAUUUGCCCUCAUCCUCCGCCCUGCCUCCUCACAAACCUAGACCAGUGGGACGUCCCCCAAACCCCAAUCGGAUCCCCCCAUCUGUGUCCCAGCUCUUCGCGGCUCCACCCAGGAAACGAGGUCGCCCGAAGUCCAAGAUGCCCAGGCUGGACGUCCCCCCCGCUGGCCGCUCUGUCCGGCUGCCCCCUUCCAAGGUGUACUCCCUGCUCAAGUCCAAAGAGGAGCAGGACCCCCCUGUCUUGCACCCGGAGGUGGAUCUGAACCCUCCGAAACCCAUGCCUAGGAAGCGUGGACGGCCUAAACGGUUGCCCCCCAACCUACCCCAGGAGACACAGCCCCCAACUUUGGCCUUGGAGGAGAGGGGGGGUAGCGGGACAGCAGCAGGGGAGAGCGCAGAAGGGGAUAAACUGUUCCGCAAGAAAGGCAACGGGCAGCUGAUAAUGAAGACCAUCAUUGGUAAAAUCAAUAAGAUGAAGAGUCUAAAGCGUAAGAGACUGCUUAGUCAGAUCUUAAUGGGACCGGGGGCCGGAGUUGUAGCUGAGUCCUCGCGGGUGGCAGGUGGAGGGGUGGUGGGGUCCGUUGCAGCUGCAAAGCACUCCUUGUCUUCCCUGGCGGCCUCUUUCGGGAGCAAGUCGGCUCCCCAGAUCAAUGUCAGCAAGAAGGGGACGAUAUACAUGGGCAAAAGGAGAGGCCGCAAACCUAAAGCAGCGUCGAAUCCCGCAGCCAGUAAUCCCACUACCCCACCCGAACCUUUCCUGCCCCCAGCUUCUAACUCGCCCCUCCACCACCACCAGUCCCAGUCUACCCAUUCCCAGCAGCACCUGCUCCCAUCAGAGGUCUUCCCCUCCCCCUUGCUUUCGCAGUCUAGCGGGGGCCAGAGUCCUAUUAGCGAUGCUGGGUUUGUGGAGCCGGGUGCCGUGCAUUUCGCGCCGCAUUCCCACUGCAGCCACUCCCACCACGCCCACCAUUCCUUCCCCCUGCGUCCCCUUGCCUCCCCGGCCCCCUCCCCUCGUCCCCUCGCCCCUUUAGGUUCCUCCUCCACCGUCCCCUCCCCGCUGAAGAAGUCGUCCUGCCGCGGCCAUCACCACCUCCACUACCGGCAUCACUUCCACUACCGCAAGAUUUCCCCUCCCCCGCCGCUGCUGCCCACGUCCCCCUCCCACCUGAGUGAGCUGAAGGAGGCCACGCCUUCGCCCGUCAGCGAGUCCCACAGCGAAGAGACGGUACCGAGCGAUAGUGGCAUAGGAACGGACAACAACAGCACUUCCGACCGGGGGGAGAAGGGAGGAGGGGGUGGCGGUUUAGGGGGCAUGGGGAUUGCCCAGGGGAUGACGGGAGGGGUUCUAAUGCCUGGGGUGGUGGGGUCGGUGGCGGGGGUGGCAGCCGGGGUCAACCCCCGGGGUCGACGGAGGCACUCCUCGGUGUUGCUAGAUCGCCCCUCCCCUUCCCCUUCCCCUCUGGGCUCGGGGGUGUCUCCUGACGCCCGUAGGACACCCCCCGCCCCGCCACCCUCGGCGCUGAUUGGCCACAAAGAAAAGCACAAGCACAAGUGCAAGCGGCGGGGGCACAGCUGCCCCGGGUAUGACAAGCUGAAGAGGCAGAAACGCAAACGCAAGAAGAAGUACCUUCAGCUCAGGUCUCGGCGACAGGACCCGGACUUCCUGGCUGAGCUGGACGACAUGAUCACCAGGCUGAGCGAGAUCAGGAUAGGCCACCGUAGCACAGCCAUAGGGCUGGGGAGCGCUUUAGGGCUGGGGAGUGGGGGAGCAGGUAGAGGGACAGGCUUGGGGGCUGGUGGGAGCAGUGGCGGGGGCAGCAUGGGGAGCAACAGUCACCCUCCUCCCCACCACUACUUAGCCAGAGACCUCCUCCCCACCAUCUUCAGGAUCAACUUCAGCGGGUACUACUCUCCUCACCCGGCUUACCCCUGUGACUCCCUGCACUAUGUCCGCAAACCAGACCUCAAGAAGAAGCGGGGGCGUCCUCCAAAGCUGCGUGAAGCGAUGGCGGAGGUGCCCUUUGUCCACGGGCUGGGGUUCCCCCUGUCAGGAGCUGGUUUUUACCACCCCUCCUACAGCGUCCCCUACUCCUCUGCCCCUCUGGGACUGAGCUACUACAGAGGUUACCCCCCAGCAGCAACCCUCUACCCCCACCCGCACCAUCCGACGUCCCACCCUCCCCCUCCCCACCCGCACCACUCUCCCUCCUUCCCCCCGCCUCCUCCUCCCUCCUUCAUGCACCACCAUGCUCCUCACCUCCUGCUCAACCCGGCCAAAUUUCACAAGAAGAAACACAAGCUUCUGAGGCAGGAGUUUUUGGGAGGGGGCAGGUCCCCUAUGCUCUACUCCGCCGUGCCCCCUGAGCUGUCUUACGGCUGGCUCCACGAACACAAACACAAACACAGACACAAGCACCGGGACCGGAGGGGGGAGGAGGGCGGGGUCGAGGGAGGAGUCGGCGGAGCUGGAGGUGCGGGGGUAGGAGGAGGAAGAGGGGGCGUUGGGAUGAUGGACACUCUGCAGCGCUUUCGAUACGGGAAGGAUCCCGCAGCUCCCACCAAUGCCAGUAAUUCAGCAGCUACCCCCCCAGCUAACUCCCCAUCCUCCUCCUCGUCAUCCUCAGCCGAGAGGUACAAACGCAAGGAGACCACCUUCUCAUGCCUUGGACCCUCCUAUCUGUCCCCAGGAGGGGGAUCCAGGGGGUAUCAUCACCAGGAGUCCUGGCUGAGAAGGGGCAGCCCUGACGUGGAUUAUGCCCGCUUCUCCCAAAAGUCCAACCCCAACCAGGACUCCUUUGUAGCAGGACACCUGCCAGACCCCGCCGGGUGCUCCGACAGCGAGGAGGAAGAGGAGCCUCUUCCGGCAUCUCCGCACUCGCACGCCGCUGGCCACCACACCAACCUGUUCGCCUCUGCCCUGAGCCGGAGUACAGCAAGGGCCGGCCGGGGGAGGCGAGGAGGCGCAGCAGCCGCGGCCGGGAGCUUCGCGGGAUUGGACGGGAUGCUCAGGAAAGACCGCCCCUCGUCAGCUGAGAGGAGAGACACAGGCAUGACGGGGAGCAGUCAGACGCGAGGAGCGCACUCCGGCGCCCCCGGCUGUCUGGAGGGCUCACUGCACCACCGGCACCACCAACAGAGCCUGCACGCGCACUCUCAUUCGCACCACCCCACCCGGCACUCCUCGCACUGCGGCCACGAUGUGCCUGCAGGGGAGGGGCGGGGCCCGCGGAGGCCACCCAGCCGGGAGAGGGGCAGCGGCAGCCGGCAGGCCAGCCCCUCCACCCGCCCCGCCCAGCCCUGCUGCCUGGACUCCACCUCCCCGGCCCCCUCCCCCUGCUCCAAGCAGUCCCCCCUGCACCGCUCCCGCACGCCCGGCCCGGGGUGCGAGAGGGCCCUGUCCACCAAGCGCAGCCUGGACCACGUCAACAAGAUCCUCCGGGCCAAGAAGCUUCAGAGGCAGGCCCGCGUCGGCAACAACGUGGUGAAGAAAAGGGGCCCCGGGCGCCCCAGGAAGUACCCCCUGCCCUCGCCGACGCCCUCCCCCCCGCCUUCCCCCGCGCCCCCGCCGACGCCGUCCCCUCAGCACGAAGACGGGGGGGACGGGGAGGGGGGCGACACCGUCUCGGACGUGAUCGAGGCCGUGGUGCAGGGUCAGCACAGGAUGGGACAAAAAAGGAAGCGCUGGGAGAGGGACAGAGAGGAGGAGGAAGAGCGGGAGGAGAACGAGGAGGACGAGCCGGAGGAGGAGGAGGAGGAGGAGGAGAGGGCAGAGGGAGGAGAGGAGGACUCCAGGGACGGGACAGCGGCGCCCAGGGGGGAUCCUAAAAGAGGCUGGCUGACCCGGGAGGAGCUUCGCUGUUUCCGCAGUGCUCUGGAGGGGAAGCCUGACAGCCAAUCAUCAGCAGAAAGCUUGGGUCAGCCGCCGGUGGAGCAGGCCCUGCCCCUAGCCGUGAGCAGCCAACGGGAGAAGAGAACGGCCAGGCCGCCCAAGAAGAAGUUCCAGAAGGCGGGCCUCUACUCUGACGUCUACAAGACCGACGAUCCCCGCAGCCAGCUGCUGCAGCUGAAGAAGGAGAGACUGGAGUACACUCCGGGGGAGCACGAGUACGGCCUGUUUCCAGCCCCCUUCCACGUCGGGAAGUACUUGCGGCAGAAGCGCAUCGACUUCCAGCUGCCCUACGACAUCCUAUGGCUGUGGAAGCACAACCAGCUGUACAAGAAGCCCGACGUGCCGCUCUACAAGAAGAUCCGCUCCAACGUGUACGUGGACGUGAAGCCCCUCUCCGGGUACGAGGCCACCACCUGCAACUGCAAGCGUCCCGACGACGCUGCCGAGAAGGGCUGCAUCGACGACUGCCUCAACAGGAUGAUCUUCGCGGAGUGCUCCCCCAACACCUGCCCCUGCGGGGAGCACUGUGACAACCAGCACAUCCAGAGGCACGAGUGGGUGCAGUGCCUGGAGCGCUUCCGCGCCGAGGGCAAGGGCUGGGGCAUCCGCACCAAGGAGCCGCUGCGCGCUGGCCAGUUCAUCAUCGAGUACCUGGGGGAGGUGGUGAGCGAGCAGGAGUUCAGGAACCGCAUGAUCGAGCAGUACCACUCCCACAAUGACCACUACUGCCUGAACCUGGACAGCGGCAUGGUGAUCGACAGCUACCGCAUGGGCAACGAGGCGCGCUUCAUCAACCACAGCUGCGACCCCAACUGCGAGAUGCAGAAGUGGUCAGUGAACGGGGUGUACCGGAUUGGGCUGUUUGCCCUGAAGGACAUGAGCAGCGGCACCGAGCUCACUUAUGACUACAACUUUCACGCCUUCAACACGGAGCAGCAGCAAGUGUGCAAGUGCGGCUCAGAGGCCUGCCGGGGCAUCAUCGGGGGGAGGAGCCAGCGGGUCAACGGGCUUCCUGGGAAAGCGGGCGGAGCCGGGGGCGGGAGCAGGAGGCUGGGCCGACUGAAGGAGAAACGCAAGUCCAGGCACCAGCUGAAGAAACGGGAGGAGGAGUCCAGUGACAGUGGCAAGUUUUACCCCCAUCUGCACAUGAAGCCUAUGUCCAACAGAGAAAGGAACUUUGUGCUGAAGCACCGGGUUUUCCUGGUGCGGAAUCUGGAGCGGAUCAGGGAGAAGCAGGAGCUGCUGAGGAGGGAGGGAGAGAGGGAGCGAGAGAGGGAGAGAGAGGGCAGCGGCCUGUCGCCCUACGUCCGCUGGGGGGGCGUCAUCCGCGACGACGGCAACAUCAAGUCAGACGUGUUCCUGACGCAGUUCUCGGCGCUGCAGACGUCGCGGUCGGUGCGCACGCGCAGGCUGGCGGCCGCCGAGGAGAACAUGGAGGUGACGCGCACCGCCCGCCUCGCGCACAUCUUCAAGGAGAUCUGCGACAUGAUCAUCAGCUACAAGGACUCAGCCAGCCAGCCUCUCGCCGCUCCCCUUCUCACUCUGCCCUCCAGGAAACGGAACGUGGAGUACUAUGAGAAGGUGUCGGACCCCCUGGACCUCAGCACCAUCGAGAAGCAGAUCCUCACUGGGCACUACAAGACCGUCGAGGCCUUUGAUACCGACAUGCUCAAAGUCUUCCGCAACGCAGAGAAAUUCUACGGCCGCAAGUCCUCCGUAGGCCGCGACGUCUGCCGGCUGCGCAAGGCCUACUACGGGGCGCGGCACGAGGCCGCCGUCCAGAUCGACGAGAUCGUGGGCGAGACGGCCAGCGAGGCCGACAGCUCCGAUUCGCUGGAGCGGGACCACGCCCACCACGGGGGCGGGCCGGGGUCUCACGACAAGGACGAUGACGUCAUCCGCUGCAUCUGCGGGAUGUACAAGGACGAGGGCCUGAUGAUCCAGUGCGAGAAAUGCAUGGUGUGGCAGCACUGUGACUGCAUGCGGUUGGAGGCCGAGGUGGAGCACUACCUGUGUGAGAGAUGUGACCCCCGGCCUGUGGACAGGGAGGUGCCCAUGAUCCCGCAGCCCAGUUACGCCCAGUCCGGCUCCAUCUACUACAUCUGCCUGCUCCGGGACGACCUGCUGCUGCACCAAGGUGACUCCGUGUACUUGAUGCGGGACAGCCGACGCACCCCGGACGGCCAGCCAGUCAGACAAUCGUACCGUCUCCUGUCCCACAUCAACAGAGACAAGCUGGACAUCUUCCGAAUCGAGAAGCUGUGGAAGAAUGAGAAAGGUGAGAGGUUUGCGUUUGGCCAUCACUAUUUCCGCCCCCACGAGACCCACCACUCUCCCUCGCGCCGCUUCUACCACAACGAGCUGUUCCGUGUGCCGCUCUACGAGAUCAUCCCUCUGGAGGCUGUGGUGGGAACCUGCUGCGUGCUGGACCUCUACACCUACUGCAAGGGCCGCCCGAAGGGCGUGAAGGAGCAGGACGUGUACAUCUGCGACUACCGCCUGGACAAGUCGGCCCACCUCUUCUACAAGAUCCACCGCAACCGCUACCCCGUCUGCACCAAGCCCUACGCCUUCAACCACUUUCCCAAGAAGCUGGCCCCCAAAAGGGACUUCUCGCCUCACUAUGUGCCAGACAACUACAAGAGGAACGGGGGACGCUCGUCCUGGAAGAGCGAGCGGCCCAAGCUGAGGGGGAAGGACGGCGGGGGCUGCGAGGACGAGACGUCGCCGGGCGACCCGCGGGUGUGCGACGGGGGCGGCGGGUCCCGGCCCGACACCGAGGAGGGAGCCGCCGAGGGCGACCUGGAUGCGGCCCAGGGGGAACCCCCGCCCGUCCCGGCCCACCCGACCCCACCCCCUCUGACCCAGCCCCCGCAGGACCGGGGGGCGGAGCGGGAGGAGGAGGACGAGGAGGAGGAGGAGGGGGAGAUGGAGGAAGGCUCGGCGGAGCGGGCCGAGGCCCUGGAGUCGCCCGCCCCCUCCCUCCAGCACUCGGAGCCGGAGAGGAGGGAGGCACAGAGGGAGCGCCUGAACAAGAUACUGCUGAGCCUCCUGCACCGAGUGCCCAGCAAGAACGUCAUCGAUGUGACCUACCUCCUGGAGGAGGGGUCCGGGCGCCGGCUGCGCAGACGGACGCUGGGAUUGGGCGACUUCGGCAGGAAGUGAUGAGACCAGCCGCAGACGGCAGCCACACUCCCCCUCGGUCACGCCCCGGGGAAGACAGGGGGAAUGAGAGGAAGGAGGGAGUCAGAGGGUGGAGAGACAGAGUGCGGCAGAGCG
Molecule: messenger RNA, 9504 nt
Organism: Megalops cyprinoides (Indo-Pacific tarpon)
Lineage: Eukaryota; Metazoa; Chordata; Actinopteri; Elopiformes; Megalopidae
Gene: ash1l
Product: ash1 (absent, small, or homeotic)-like (Drosophila)
Exons: 26
Coding region: 445-9390 (2981 amino acids)
Cellular component (GO): nucleus
Molecular function (GO): protein binding; DNA binding; histone methyltransferase activity
Source: RefSeq, a predicted model, not a curated record